This is a messenger RNA of Aspergillus fijiensis CBS 313.89, 3240 nucleotides long. Its product is annotated as ankyrin. Bases 1 to 3240 code for a protein of 1079 amino acids. Gene Ontology annotation, biological process: transmembrane transport; metal ion transport. The transcript is spliced from 13 exons. Lineage: Eukaryota; Fungi; Ascomycota; Eurotiomycetes; Eurotiales; Aspergillaceae. The record is from RefSeq and is a predicted model, not a curated record. Gene Ontology annotation, cellular component: membrane. Gene Ontology annotation, molecular function: protein binding; metal ion transmembrane transporter activity.
AUGGCUCAGGAUCAGAGCCCACUUGAGGGAGCUGAAGUAUCGGAAGGAACCUCCUCCGUGGAACUCGUUGACCGCGACCUGGGCUCGGAAUUCAUUGCUGCAAUUGUCAAUGAUUCUGCGGGGGAUGUGCAGAAGAUAAUUAGCGAUGGUGCUCUGAAUCAGCAGGACUGGACACCCCUCAUUCUCGCUGCGAGUUUGGGACGGGAUGAGAUCGUCCACUUAUUACUGCGCAGUCAUGCCGAUGUGGAUCAUACGACUAGCAUGGCAGAGACAGCCUUGCAUCACGCCGCUCUUGGGGGCCAUACCAAGAUUGCAUCGGCGCUCCUGGCAGAGCAUGCGGUGGUUGAUGCUCGUAAUUGCGAAGAUAUGACACCUUUGAUGUAUGCCUGUUGGGAGGGUCACCUUGAAUGUGUUCGAGUGUUGGUGAGCCACGGGGCCAAUAUCGAGAUCGUGCGACUUCUACUGCAGACCUCCGGCAUCCCGCGAUUAGACCGAAGGCGAAUGCUUAACACCCAAAAUCACGAGAAGAAGGCCACGCCCCUGAGAGAGAGUAUAUACUUGGGGGAUAAAGAAUGUACCAAUGAACUACUUGCCGACCCAGAUGUUGACAUGACCGUUGCCGACCACAAGGGUGACACGCCAAUGUCAGCGAGCGCAGCAAUCGGCGAUUUUCCGACCCUCUUGCAGAUAUUUCAGAUGCCAAUGUAUAGCAUCACCGAUCCGCUCGAGUCCUCUCCCCGCUUAGCGACGCCCCGCGAACUCAAACGAGCGGUAGUGAACGGCAGUCUGCCCUUGGCAAAGAAGUGCCUGGACACUCUGCCAAGCCUCGUUGACUAUGCGGGUUCCAUGCGAGCAACAUGGCUACAUAUUGCAUCGCGGUUUGAUCACGGCGAGUUGGCUAGAAACCUGAUCACGUAUGGAGUCGAUGUCUACGCCACCACAGAGCGUGGCAUGACUGCCCUUCAUCUGGCUUGUGUGGGAGGACAUAGCGUCACGGUGAGAUAUCUCCUGGAGCACCUCACAAGCCAGGCGGGGAAUCAGGCGCCAGGGCCGGGGGCUGCAACCCCGCGCGAAUGCGAUGCAGCGAGAUUGAUCAAGUUCAUCAUGGCAGAUGACAAGCUUGGAGAGUCCGCAAUCAGUCUAUCUGCGAAGGCCAAGGGUAGAGAUACCAGUGACAUACUGUGGGCGGAAAUCGAAACCUUUGCAAGCAACAGGGAGAAUUUGAAAAGCUUCUCUCACGCCGAUCUCGAGCGACUUAUGGAGCGUGCAGCCCAAUUUGAGGAACCUGGUAGUGAACGGAUACUUAGGGUCCUGUUGCAUCUUUUACAUCCAAAGACCGUCGAGAAAGAAACGGAAGUUGAUACGUCGAGCUGGACGACUUUGCACUCUGCUGUGCAAAGUGCCAGGCCGGAGCUGGUCUGGCCGCUGCUCUCGCACGGAGCACACUUGAAGAAGAAAGAGAUUAGUCAAGCUGUGCAGAUACUGGAAAGCAGGACCCGUAAUGGUUCUCAGUCCGAGGCCGAUUCGGUCAUUUCUCGUCUCCUUAAGAGCCCGCCACGGGUUAGCGCUCACGCGGCUAUUGAGGACGACUAUCACCAACCUGAGAAACCAAUUCUUAGGGAUGAGAGCAAGCAUUUCAUCGAAAACAACACUGGAAUCAUCGUGGAUCUCUUUGAUGGAGCGGGAUUUGUGAUAAACCGGAGAACCCUGAAGUCAAGGGAUUUUCGAUGGAUUCACGCCCCCGUCCACAAUAUGCAACUGGCCGAGGUAACUGCUCCAAUGAACAAAGCUGGAAGGACAACCCAAGGAGAAACUUCGAAUAUGACGGACCCUGCCGGUGAGGAUGAAGAAUCAGCAGCGCUUUAUAUCGGAGAGUUGAGUUCGAAGUCUGGUGGAAUCGAAGUUUCAUCUAAAGCAGCACCAUCGACCACAGAAUCAAAAGAGAAUGGACUCGCGUUGAAUGUUCAUGAGCGUAGGACUCUCGAUCAAUACCACUACAGCAUUGUGGCGGAUACCACAAUCCGAGACCGCGAACAGGUCCUUUCUCGAUACCUGGAAUGGCGAAACAGUGGAAACCAUCCGAUGACCCAUUCUCGCAAAGGGAAAACAGAAGUCGGGACUUCCAGCGGACUAUCUCGGAAGGUUCCAGUGCUUUCAGUCGAUCAGCUGUGGCUAUGGAUUGUUGAUGACGUUACCAUCGUGACUGCCAGCACAUGCGACUUUGAGUCCUUUGACGAUCUCGUUUUGGAAGAGCUGGUGUUCAGUGAGUCGCGGGGCAAGCAUCCUAGUCCGAGGACAGCUCCUGAAAUGAUGGAAACUAUUUUGAGAGUCAUCACGGGUCCGCAGAUGCAAAGUGUCAGCGUCAAAGGCAACCACAAUCUGAAGCAGCCCCUGGAGAUCUUUCGGGAUACAAUUCGACUCGUGGCCGAAGAGGAAACUAAAAUGACGAGGGCUUUCAUUGAAGAGGUCGCCGGGGCAUCGACUGGCGCCUGUCCUCUGCCCAGGCGGGACUUGGGCUUGGAGUUCCAAAUACUGUACGAGAUCAAGGACAUCCAGAAUGAGUUGGAUAUCCUUCUCGCACUGACCAAAACACAAGAGUCGGUGUGCUCUUCAAGCUACCUUGCCUCAAUGGAGGAUCUUGCACCCUCUAUGCGCGCUCUGCGCAUAGAGAUACAGGCCGUGCAGCGAGAGGCUCAAAGUACACGAGAAUCAAUCAACACACUUCUGGAUAUCCGCCAGAAACAUACAGGUAACCAAGACGCCGAUUUCGGACGACAGCAGGCUUAUACCACCAUGGUCUUCACUAUUGUUACGAUUGUAUUUCUUCCCCUCUCCUUUCUUACAUCCCUUUUUGCACUUAACGUCGCCGUCUUUCCGGAAUCCCCUUAUCCCAAUCAGUGGAUCUUUCCCAUUCUGCUCGGGUGUUCCGCCGCCUUUUCCAUUCCAGCGAUUGUGGUCGCUCUCAAUGUGAACGAGACGGUGAUGAAACCAUAUUAUCGCUGGCGCCUCUCAUCUCGGCCGGAGCGAGACCCAUGGGAAGGGCGUCGCCAGAGAAAGGAAGCCAAGGACGCGGACAAUUCACCACUGGAGGCCGUCCCUCAUGGUGGAGGAAUGUUGAGUAUCGUUACAGCUCUGCAAAGAAUGGGUCCAUCUGGAGGUACCUUGCUCGCUAGGAGAUUCAGAGAUAAGAAAAUCGGGGGCUCAGAGGGGCGAGACUACGACGCCGCCUCUGUGUGCUGA